CGCCACUAACUUUACGAAUUAUUUCAUCGUUAGUCACCGGCCGUUACCCUCCAUUAAAUUUGUCCUACGUGGCAGUCAACUAUAAAGUUUGACCGCUAACUAGAUGACGUGGAAAUUAAAAAAAUUAUAAAAAAUAAAUUUAUUUUUCCAACUCAUCAUUCCACUUACUUUGUCUAUAUGAUUUAUUAUAUGAUUAUUUAGUAAAAAAUAAUUUUGAGGAGGAGGAUCAUCCGGCUGCACCUUUGAUCGGGAAUAUCCUCAUACCAGAAUAUGUCUCCGUCGAGAGGUACAGGGAGCUCUUGGCGUAACUCGAUCGGGAGCGGGCAGCUGGACGAGCAGCGGAGGAUUCGCAAGAAGAGGCAGGAGAGAAGUUCAAUCGAGUCAGGAAAGUUGCUCAGGAAGCAAUCCAGAAGCGAUACGAGUGCAUCAGAGAGCGAGACCAAGCGGAGAGCGAAAAAGAUGAUGCGCUGAAAUUACGAGAGCCGAUCACGGCGGAGCUGAGCAAGUACAUGAAUUUCACGGCGGCUGGCGACAGAUUUGCCAAGUCGCCCAAGUACAGCGGAAUGCCGACGGUUGUUUAUGGAGUUCUCAAGCGGACAAAUGAGAUUGUGAAGAAGAAGAAGCAAAACGCCAUUCCCACUGUCUGUCAGUCAGUUGCGCAAAUUGCUCGUGUCGGCGUCAUGACAAGAUCUCGCCCUUUCCCUUUAGCUUCUUUCUUUUCCACGCCUAAUUCCCCUCCCCCUUCCUCCUCUGCUCCUCCCACCAAGCGGAGAAAAUUCAACAACCUCGGCGCCACUGGAGCAUGAGAACACGAAUUUACGAGUGGAGGAGACGACUCGGCAACUAGCACGGCAGCAGGUGAUUCGAGUUCCGGUCGCCGGAGUGGAGAUCGAGAGAUGUUCUACAAGCCCUAGUGCGGCGGGGGCGGAUCGGAGGAGGAGGAAGUUGAUCGGCUCUGCUCCGAUGAUUCCUGCUGCUCUAGCAAUGGAUCGAGCGAGGGAGCGUCUGAAUUCUCAGAUCUGCAAGUGAGAAAGAAAAGCCCACCAGGAUUUUGGAUAAUUCGGCCAGAAUUUUAAUUUGUCUACUUUAAAAAAUUAUUAUUAUCCCCGAUCGGGAUUUUGAAUCGCCAAUGAACAGCACCGGAGGGAGGAAAAGGUUUGUAGUCGUUUUAUAAUCGAAGUCAGACUCUCUUUUAACAGUUUGUGGAUAUUCCGAUCACAGUUACAGCCGGAUGAUCCUCCUCUAUAAUUCGGUUCUCUAUACCCAAAGUUUGUAGCUUUUGUAGAAGCAGCUUCUGGCUUGAGCUUUUAUGAGAAGUACUUUUAAAAAAAAAACAGUUGAGUGUUUAGUUGAAAAUUUAUUAAAAGUGCUUUUUAAUAUGAGAGGUUGUGUAAAAUGACUAUAAAGGACUUAUAAUAUAACCUAUGAAUAAUAAUUGUAAACAAUAAAAUGUAGUCAAAAUGGAUCUUGUUAGACUUCUUUGAUAUUAAAUAAUAUAAUUUUAUACUUUAUUUUAUUUUUAAAAUGACAUAAAUGAAAGAAAAUUAUAUUUUCUGAAAUAAAACUAAAAUAUGCCAAGAAUAAUCUUGUAUUUUCAAAACAGCUUUUCGCAAAAGCUCAAAAUUAGAGCUUCUGUUUUUAUGUUUACAAAAGCUCUUUCGAUUUUUCAAAAGUCAAAUUUAUAGAGGUGUUUGGCUCUGCUCUAACUUUUGAAGUCGAAGGGGAGAAAGCAAUGUUGUCAGAACUGAACCGGAGCAUGACCCGGUAAUGCGAACGGCUCGCACUUUAGCGGUCCAACCGGCAUUAGACCGUUUAAAAACCAUUAGAGAACCGGUAUCUAAUAAACGUUAUCAGUAUAAAUAGUAGACAUUUCUAAAUCAGAGCUCAUCUCUUUCCUUCGAAAUUGUGAAAUGGAAAUAAUGAUUCAAUUUGAGAGCCCGAAGUUUUUGGUUUAUUUCAAUUUUCAAUUUCUACAAUUUUUUUAACUAAAUUUAGUGGCUGAAUGGCAAAAACCGGAUGAGCGGCUCGAUCGGCUCAAAUGGUUAACCGCCUCGGCCGCUCGCCAAUCGCUACAUAAAACCGGAGCGACUUUUAAACUGUUUCGAACCGAUUUUGUGACCGGGUGGCGGUUUUACCGGUCGGGCCGAGCGGCUCGGCUCGGCUUUAAUAACACUGGGAGAAAGAGAAUCAAUCAGAGGCCAAGCAUAGGCAAAACGUGCACGUUAGCCCUUUGCCGUUUGCAUAAUUGUGGUAUCAAGAUCAAGAUUCAAGAAGCACGCCUUGUCCCAAGUCCAUCGACAAGAGUAGAUUCGCAUGCAUCAAUUACGCUCCGGACCAAAUUAGUAACUUGGGCCCAUUUGAACUGAAAACAUUUCAUCUACACAUAAUAUAAUACACCGAAGGAAAAAACGGGAGCCCCAUUUCAAAUUUCCUGCAACGAGAGUGAAAGUAGGAAGGACAUUUUGGUCUUCACAAUUACUUUUUUUUAUUCAUUAAAAAGACACAUACUGGGAUUCGAACCAUGUCCAUUUUAAAAAAAAGCAAGAAACAUAACCAAUCACACUAAGUACAUUUGUAGUAUCUUUUUAAAUCAAAAACAUAUAAUAGCAGGGAGAAAAAACCCUUUCCCCCAUUUCAAAUUCCCUGCUCCAUGAGCGUUUGUAGGAAGGGUAGAAUAGGUAGUGUUAAUUUUUUUCUCUUUCCUCUGUGGAACGGGCCAACUUACCGUACACAUGCGGAUUUAAACGAGUUCAGGAGUGUCAAUUUUUUUCUUUAAGCCCUUGUAUUUCUCCGUGGUGAUAAAAUAUAUAUGAAAAAGCAAAAACAAUACUUCUUUUAUACUAAAAAUAAAAAAAUUUAACAAUAAACUAAUACAUGGUAUCUAAUGGGCUAACCGCUAACCAUAAAAUAAAAGAGUAGAAUGGGCCUGACCUACACCAGAUUUGGCCAUCAAGUAAAACAAAUGAACAUCAUUGGUUUGACAUUCUAAAACAAGCUAUUUUCUCUAGCAUAAUAUAUAUUAUUAUAUUAUUUUAUAUCUUAGUGGCUAAAAUAUAAUGUAGUUUAAAGUUAUUCAAUGGUUCAACCUCGACCAACCCAAUUAGUCCAAUUUUUAUCAUUUCAAAUAUAUAUUAUAUAAUUAUUUGAUAUCAUAAUGAUAAAAUUAUAGUGUAUUUUAUAGGGAAUCGCUUGGUAUUUGUUAGUAAAAAACUAAACAGAAAGAUCUAUUUGGUUAUUUUAAACAUUAAAAUGAUCCUAAACAUUUUCAGUUUCUUUUGAAUUUCUAUAGUUUUAUUCCCGAAUAAGUGAUGUGCAAAUGGCGAAUUGCAGUCAUCUAUUUCCUUUCACUAUUUUUUAUUUUCAAAUAGAAAGUUUAAAAGUAACGAAUAAUUAGAAUUUUGCAUGGUUUGGUCAAACAGGCUGAAUUUUGAGUUUUGGCCCGUUUUGAUCAAGUCUAAUUUAUAAUCACAUGGUUCCCUGAUACCCGAUAAAAAUCUCAAUCCAAACCAGUUUGGCAGGUGAGUCCGUGUUUACCACCAUUCUCUAGGAAUACGACAACGGCGGUUCCUAUCCCAAAUCGUGUUGUUCGUUCUUGAUUUCCUUAGAUUUUAUCAUGGCCUGACAAAAACCAGAAAGCACAAUGACGACAAGAUGAAAGUUUUAUAAAUCAAAUUAAUGGUGUUCUCUUUCUGAUCUCAUGUAAUUAUAUAAUGAAGUUGAAGUUUUUCG
This is a messenger RNA of Linum trigynum, 3729 nucleotides long. Lineage: Eukaryota; Viridiplantae; Streptophyta; Magnoliopsida; Malpighiales; Linaceae. The record is from the annotation of a GenBank genome assembly.